AGUGCGACUUAGGGAAGUCCCCCCAAAUUUUGUAUUUUUAGGUUUUUGUAAUAAAUGUUGUAGAGCAAGUAUAUUUUCCGUGUAUGUUUAGUUUUUUGAUAACCAAUUGCCAUUUUACAUUACUGUGAAUGGCCUACACUGCAACAUGAUUCGAAAUACCAACUCAUUGCGGGCUCUUGUUCCACGAUUUCAACAUCAACCAGUUUGCCAAUUUCAUGCAUCACCCGCUUGUAAUAAGGCAACAGCAGGACGACAUAAAGUUUCAAAAAUGUUGAACAAACCAUUAACGUAUGAUCAGGCAUUCAAACCAAACUUGAUUGGAGUUAAGAAGGGUUGGCUGUCAGUGCACACUGGUAAUUUAAGAGGAGAACAAGGUUCUUAUCAAUUCACAUACGAAGAUGAGUUAAUCAGAAAAUUUUGUGUUGGAACUUUCUACAGGAUGCUUCCCACUGAUAUAGUGAUUAAAAGGCGAUUCAAUGUAAUAGAAAUUACAUUGCUAUGCAACACUGUUGUCACAUCAAAGGUACUUUUUCUGAAGGCUUAUUCAGAAAGGCUGCUUUCAGCAUUUUUGAAGUGCCACAUCAAGAUGCAUGUAUUUAAACUCAAUAACGAGGAUGCAAUCUAUAAAUACAUCUAGAAACUUUGCCAUGAGCCAGCUGUUGUGAUUGUGGAAGAGUAAAUAAGGUGGGAAUUAAAUUGAAAGCAGUAAAUCAUUAAAUCAAGAGAUCGACACAGAGCAAACAUACCUUCGGAAGUUUUAAAAUAUCAUAGUUUGCACAGCUUGCUGGAUGUGUUUACAUGCACCAGUACUCACAUCGGAUAAAAUGGUGGAAAUGUUUUCAAUCACGGUCAAUUGCUUGUACCAUGAGAAGGAAAAUCUGUAACUCUAAAAUUUCAGUUUUGGCUGUAGCAACUGGAUUGCUUCUAUCUGUGUUUGCAACUUCAUUACAACCUUGCGUUCUGAAAA
Ciona intestinalis (vase tunicate) is the source of this 967-nucleotide messenger RNA. Lineage: Eukaryota; Metazoa; Chordata; Ascidiacea; Phlebobranchia; Cionidae. The record is from RefSeq and is a predicted model, not a curated record.